GGCCAUGUAAUGUUAUACUGCCAAUCAGCUUUAAACAUUAAUAAAUACUCAAUUCUAUCUUGAAAUAAUAAAAAAAGGAACAAAGCAGCUGUAGUUGCCCUGCCACGGAAGGAUAAAUAAGUUUCAUUCAUUCAAUCAAAAUUUGAUAAUGAAUCGUGGAGUUGGAAGAAAUCUUGACAUUGCUAAGCAAACUCGUUCAAGAAGCGUUUCUCCCAAUCCAGGUCAUGGGGAAUCAAAACAGAAAGCGAAUUUAAACAAUAACCAUUCCACAAAACCCCUUAUAUCAACUGGUGAACCACUUAAAAGGAUUAAAAGAAAUGAAACAAAAUCCGCUACUGUGAAACACCCAGCUUCAAUUGCAAAUAAAGGAAUGAAAGAACCAACUACUAUCAUCAGGAAAUCAAAACAAAUCCUCUACAAAGCACCCACCAAACUAUUACUUGUAUCCAACAAAUGCAAAUAUGCAGCAGCGCUGGAGAAAUCUGUCCUACCAGAUGUAGUUGCCAUCUUAUACCAUUAUGACAGCAAUAACUUUGAUUCUUUACUUGCUCUUAUUUGUGCAUCGUUGCCUCCUGGACAAAAGGUAAAUUCUGUCGCUUUUUUAAUGACCAGUAAACCAAGUGGAAUGUUAAUGGUUCCGUUGAAUAACGGGCAAGGGAAUAUGGGGCCUACAAGCAAACUGACGUCAAAGUUAUGGCCAGGGAAAUUCUUCAAGGCUUUAUUUGAAAGAUUUGUGAAUGUGAAUGCAAAGAAUUGUCGGCUGGAUCUUGUAGCAGUUGGAAAUCAAAACCAAACCUUCAUUCCCCAACUUGAACAAAUAAUUGGAGCCCCUGUGUUUAUAUCAAAUGAGAUGCUUGGUAUGGACACCAUACUAGAUGUGGGAGAUGGUAAACAAACUGUUGGUGAAUUUUACUUUAAAUCUGACAAGCUGCGUUCAUUCAACAACGGGUCGUAUCAAACAAUCGAUUUGUUCGAAAAAAUAAGAAUGGUUGGAAAAGGAGCAUUUGGUACAGCUGUUUUAUACAAGAAGAAAGAUGAUAACUCACUUGUUGUUUUAAAAGAAAUAAAUAUGAGUGAACUGAACAGUCAGGAGCGACAAAUGGCAAUGAACGAAACGCGUGUACUAGCCAUGUUAAAUCACCCCAACAUAAUAUGUUACUACGAUACAUUUGAAGAUAAUGGGGUCUUAAUGAUUGAAAUGGAAUACGCUGAUGAUGGGACUUUAGCGCAAUUCCUCGCUAAAUCUGAAUCUGCUAUUGAAGAAAAGAAGAUAUUUUCCAUGUUUUCGCAAAUUGUGUCGGGCCUAGCUCAUAUGCAUGACCAGAAAGUUCUACAUAGAGAUCUUAAAACUGCAAAUAUUUUCCUCACAAAAGAGGGAGUUGUGAAGAUCGGAGAUUUUGGUGUUUCUAAAGUUAUCUCUUCAAGGAUUGCAGCAAAUACUGUUUUAGGCACCCCGUAUUACAUUUCACCUGAGAUAUGCGAGGGAAAGUCCUAUGACGAGAAAUCCGACAUCUGGGCGCUUGGUUGUAUACUAUAUGAGAUGGUUACACGACAACGAACCUUUGAAGGGACUAACCUCCCUGCUCUAGUUAACAAGAUAAUGCAAGGAAGCAUCCCUCCGAUAAGGGGUGAUUACUCCAAUGAUAUUCGUAGACUUAUAAAAGACAUGCUGCAGAAAGAUCCAGACUUACGGCCAACAGCAAGUGUAUUAGAAAGUGAACGAAUGCCGGAACUUCUCGUGAAGCAUGGUUGUAGUGAAAGGAAUCAUAUGAUUACAACAUCACGUGAAUCUAAUGAUAGAAGAAACCAUGAAACCACGAGAUCUGUGCUGUAUCUUUACAAUACAUUCGAUAUGCACCUUACACCUAUCGAAGGACUCCCUUCAAAAGUUAAAAUUAGACAGGUUGCUGUAGGAACCAACCAUGUAGUUGUUGUUACCACAGAAAGAGUUGUUUAUUCUUGGGGUGAGAAUGCAUACGGACAACUUGGUCAUGGACAUCUUGAACCGGUUGCAAAACCCCACGUCAUAGAGGCCUUGAAAGGGAAACCAAUCACAACUACGAGUUGUGGGUCAAAUUUUAGCGUAUUUGUAACGGACAACGGCAUCUUACUAACUUGUGGUGAUGGUAGCCAAGGAUGUUUGGGUCAAGGCAACUUAAGCAGCACCACACGACCAAGCAUGGUGGAACCGCUGUUGUCGGUGGAUGUAUCUACUGUUGCAUGCGGAGACGCCCACGUGGUGGCGCUAAGUAGUGAGGGAGAGAUAUACGCAUGGGGGUGCGGGAGUCAGGGGCGACUUGGUACGGGCCAUGAUGAUCAUUGUAUUGAACCACAUAGAGUUGCAAUCAACCAAGCUAUAAGAGAUGUAAGAUGCGGGCAUGAUGGGACGAUGUUCAUAACAGAUGUUGGUACAUUGCUUGCAUGUGGAAACAACCAAUACAAUAAACUUGGAUUGAAUGAGAGAACUGGUUUUAUCAUGAUGUUUAACAACAGAUUGAAAAAGACUGAAGUGGAAUGCAGGAAAACACCAACAGUCGUUAAAUCUAUCAAAGGAGUUGUAGACGUGGCCAUGGGACGACAUCAUACGACGGUGCUCACCGAAUCCAACCAAGUAUUAAUGCUUGGAAGCAACAAGGAAGGCCAGAUGGGAACUGGAGACAACAAACUCAGGACUUCUCCUUAUUUAGUGAAAUGUAUUAAAGAUUAUGAUGUUAUGGUUGUGGCAUGCGGAAACACAUACACUGCAGUUGGUACCUCCAAUAACAUAGUAUUAUACUGGGGGAGCAGAUUUGGACCGCUUGACAUGACAUCGCAGGGAUUGUUGCAACCUCCAUCUAAGAAGGCGCACCAUAGGAAUAUGAGCAGUACGAGCACACUCAGUAUUAAAAGCAUGUCAAGUUGCCAGCCAGAUUCAACAUCUGAAUGCAUAAGCCUCUCACCAAGUCUACAGGAUCUUAACAUGGCCGAUUCCAUAGACUUGGAAAACCACGCGAUACAAACAAACAACAAAGACUCGAGGUUGCCAGGCACCAUACUAGCGCCAGUUCCUAUACUUAAUAUACAAGGAGGACAGGAGUCCCAAGAAGAGCUCGCUCUCUUCCUUGAGAAUCUGAUCCCAUAUCGUGAGAACCUCUUCGUCCUCGUAGAGACGAACGCUCCCGUUGCUCCGUCAGAGAAGAGGAGGAAGUCCAUGAAGACGAGGAGUACAAUGCAUAGUUUAAAGGUCCCCCAGUUCCACCACUCACAAAGUAGUAACGACGAAGAUUACGUGAGUAGUUCCGAUACUUCCGAGUUAGAUGUGACGCCCCAUUGGUUGAGGGAAGAACUUGAAAACGCUGUCGUCAUCCAACAGUCCAAGAUAAAUUCAAAGACAGUGAACAAGGAACAGAAGUCCAAGGGCAAAGAUGGAUGGAAAAGUGGAAACUCCACCCCAAGAAGAAGCCCUACCAAUAAUUAUCGAAUACACCCGAUUGAGCGCCAGAAACUUAACUCAGCAAAGUCGGAUUCCUCGUCUGAUUCGUCGCAUAUCAAGUCAUCUGUUACAUCAUCGUCAAAACGACGGGAAACAAAUGGAACAGGCACACGAGGGCGAUCAAGAGAGACGUCACCUCGACCGAACAAAUCAAUGAACAAUCCAUAUAUGGGGAGGAAUCGAUCACCUAAUCGCCCGAUCCAAAGUCGUUCACCAGCGAGAAGUCCGAUAAAGCUCGCGAAGGAGGUUGAAAGAUUAUCAAUGGAAAAGAAAUCCACUCAAAAAGAGUUUGAAAAACUGAGAGAAGAGCAUGCUAGUAUGUUGCGUUCAAUACAAGAGACUUAUGAGAAGGAGAGAAUGCAACAAGAAGAACAAAUAUUGAAGUUGAAAGAACAACUGCACAGCAUUGAACAAAAACAGAUGGAAGUGAGACAAGAUCGGCCAACCAGCAGCAAGGUUUGCACCAUCCAAUAAACCGUGAAGUUUUUAAACUAAAAGUUCUUGAUUUGUUCAAGCCAAUGCUACAAGCAUAAAGCUUUUUCAUUCAUUCAUUCAAUCUUAAUAUUUCAACCAUCUUCAAAUCACCAAAGCUUAAAGAAGAAUCCCAUUCUAUGCAACACUGUGUGUUCCUCUAUUGAAGUAUUAUCCUAAUGGUGGGAAUUCUUUUCAUGCUUUCCAAGAAUUCUUGAAGGGAAUAACACUUCCAGCACAGUAAAACAAUAAGACAAUCCAAAGUACAUAUAUAGUAGGGUGGGGGAAGAUGGGACACCUUUAGCA
This is a messenger RNA of Ciona intestinalis (vase tunicate), 4249 nucleotides long. The record is from RefSeq and is a predicted model, not a curated record. NCBI's taxonomy places the organism in Eukaryota, Metazoa, Chordata, Ascidiacea, Phlebobranchia, Cionidae.